Molecule: messenger RNA, 1673 nt
Organism: Phyllotreta striolata
Lineage: Eukaryota; Metazoa; Arthropoda; Insecta; Coleoptera; Chrysomelidae
Source: the annotation of a GenBank genome assembly
CAACAACUUAACACGACAAUUAAACGUUCAUUAAAUGCGUUAAAAAGCUCAUAUUUCAAUAGAGUUUGUGCAUCACAAACAUAUCCGACAUGUUGAUAACAUCAUCCAUUCUCCUGGAUGCUCUCAUAUUAUUAUCAAGCGCAAUUUUCGCGCUACAUUUUUACGUUUCUUCGAGGCACAAAUAUUGGAAAAAACGCGGUGUCUACUCGCCCGACGAUACCAAACCGUUCAUCGGCCAUUUUUUCGACGUCCUUACACUGAAAACAACGUCAUUCGAAUGGCUAAAAAAAUAUUAUGACAAGGUAAACAAGGAUUUCUUCGGUUUGUACAUUUUCGACGAUCACUAUUUGAUACUCAAGAACCCCGAGCUGGUGAAGCACGUUCUGAUAAAAGACUUCAACAAUUUCGUCGACAGGAACAUUCCCGUGGGAGAGCACGAGCUUCUCCUAAAUCACGCCAUGUUCUUCCAAAAGGGCAACGUGUGGAAAGAGAACCGGUCGAGAAUCACGCCGGUAUUGAGCAGCGGAAAAUUGAAAUCCAUGUUCCCCCUAUUCCUGGACACUGCCAACGCUUUCAUGGACUAUCUGGAAAAGAAACAGGGGAUUCUGGAAACCAAAGAGGUCACCUCCAGGUACACGUGCGAGACUAUAUCGAGAUCGGCAUUCGGCGUCAAUGCCCACAGCUUCGAAGACUGGGAUUCGGAAUUCACGGUAAACAGAAGACGAGUGUUCGGAUUCUCGUUAAGGAACGCCAUUUCCCAGGGUUUGUACCUGUUCAAACCCAACUGGACGACCCUCUUCCGGGUCCAUUUCUUCGACCCAGCGGUCGUCGAGUUCUUCUCCGGCGUGUUCAUCGACAUAUUCCGGUCGCGGAACGCCAAGAACCCCGAUUACAGCGAUCUGAUCGACACCAUGAGAGAGCUGAAGGCGAAGAACGCCGAGAAAAUCGACAACCUGGUGUUCUCCGGUCACGCUGUGCAAUUUUUCGUAGCCGGUUUCGAAUCCACCAGCUCCACGGUGGCGUUCACCCUGUACAGGUUCGCUCUCGAUCCGAGCCUGCAGGACAAAGGGCGAAAGGAAGCCGAGGAGGUGGCCGAAAAAUACGGGGGAACCUUCACCUACGAAGCCCUACAGGAUUUGCACUAUUUAAAUAUGUGCAUAAACGAAACCUUGAGGAUGUAUCCGGUGGUGCCGUUUCUGCACAGGCUAUGUGUAGAGGAUUACAAAAUACCCGGCAGUGAUUGCAUCAUAGAGAAAGAUACGACCGUAUUUAUUCCGAUUUAUGGUCUCCAGAUGGACGAGAAACUAUUCCCGGAACCCCACGUGUAUAAUCCCGAAAGAUUCCGGGAUAAAUUAGACCAAGGCGAUGGAUCUUAUUACCUGCCAUUCGGCGAUGGACCCAGAAAAUGCAUAGGUGGAAGAUUGGGUUUGAUGAAUGCCAAAUUGGUCCUGGCUUCUAUACUGAGGAAUUUCGAAAUAACGAAAUGUCCGAAAACUCCUAUACCGCUGGAGUUUGAGCCUAGAAGUUUUUUAAUGCAGUCGAAAGUCGGGUUGCCAUUGAAAUUCAGCAAAUUGCAGAAAAAAAUGGCGUGAAAUAUAUAAGAAAAAUAUUAGCAUCGUAUAAAUUUGGUUAAGGAACGUUUUUAGAAAAAACUACUUAAAAUAUAAAUUGUU